UGUGUGUGUUAUAGAUUAGUCUUAUUGAUCUGGAGACAGCAUGGUCUCGAGAGGAUAAGACCGUAAACAUCUUGGAGAUCUGAAAUCGAGAACCUCUCAUUUUUAAAGGCUAUUUUAUACUUACGUUGUGAUAUCAAUUUCAGGAGUCUUUGGCAAGUGGAGUAGAUAUCAACAAGAAUGGUGGAGCUACACCCUGCGGUUGAGCUACCGCUCUCGACGGAUGAACUGGAAGAGUUAGCGGAGGACAUGAAGGAUCGGGCAUAUGCGAUGGGGGUACUAAUCCGCCCCUCCAAACACCGGACGAUACAUGGACCCAUUACGCUGCUCCCAUCCACCUUCCCGAGACUUCUCUACAAUAAGGCAAUGCAACUACAGACUGAUAUUAAUCUCCUUAUGCUGGGGAUCAGCAAAGACGAUGAAUUCCUAUAUGCAGCACUUAAAAGUGUUGUUCCUGUUGACGAGUUCACAAGACGGCUUUAUGAGAUGCAUUUACAAGUUAAAAAGGAAGGCUGCUUCAAGCCAGUAACUUUAUGCAUCAACCGGACCGAUUAUAUGCUAGACUGUUGUAAGGAGGACGAUGAAGAGUCUUUCCUGGACCUAUCCAUGGUUGAGAUUAACACUAUAGCAGCAGGGUGUCCAGCUCUUAGUACAAGAUUAGUAGAUGUACAUAGGUUUAGUUUAGAGCAGCUUGGUAUGAGUAGAGAGAAGGUAUUAGAUCGUGUACCGGGUAACUACGGAAUGGAAGGUGUAGCUGAUGGGAUGGUGACCACGUGGCGAUUAUACGGAGAAACAAAAGCCGUUCUAGUAUUUGUUGUACGACCGGAAGAGAGCAACAAAUUUGAUCAGAGAUGGAUGGAGUAUGGUAUCAAGGACCUGGAUGAUCGGGUGAAGGUCAUUAGAAGGACACUACCAGAGAUAGGCGAACGAGCCGAACUACGGGGAGACGAAAGAAGAUUAUUCAUAGAUGGUAUGGAAGUUGCGAUACUCUAUUUUCGAACAGGAUAUUCACCAAUAGACUAUCCGACAGAAAUGGAGUGGAAUGCCAGGUUACUUGGUGAAAGGUCGAGGGCAGCCGUGUGUCCCUCUGUGGCUAUGCAGUUGGCUGGGACCAAAAAGAUUCAACAAGUUCUUUACGACCCUGGAUCUAUCGAACUCUUCCUCAAAGGAAAACAGAGAGUCGAUGAUGUGCGAAGCAUAUUUACAGGACACUAUACUCUAGAUCUUACACCUGCUGGUGAUGAGGCAGCUGAGAGAGCGAUUGCAAACCCGAUGAAAUACGUCAUGAAACCACAGAGAGAAGGAGGAGGUAAUAAUUUGUUCGGGGAAAAGAUGAAGGAAGCGCUGGAGAAGCUUCGUGGAUCACCGGAGAGGGCGGCAUACAUGCUAAUGGACAGGUUCAACUCUCCGGUCAAUCAUAACUAUUGCAUGAAGUGCGGAAGCUCGGAUCUAGAACUCAUGACUGUGGCCAGCGAGUUUGGUCCUUUCGGAACUUUAGUAAGUUACAACAAUGAAGUGGUGUUCAACAAGACAACCGGAUACCUGUACCGUACUAAAGACAUUAAACUCGAUGAGGGAGGGUUGAUGGUCGGGACAGGGUUCCUAGACACACCCUAUCUAUCAUCUGCAGAGGUCAUCUGUCCUUCAGCAACCCAGAAUGGAUUUGGUGAACAUUAAACUCACAAACUUCAACCUUGAAGAUUAAAUUCUUGGAGGGUACAACUCCCACUCGUCUACUAUAGUAAUCUACUAAUCUUCCAAAUUAAUAUUAAGUAUUUAGCUGUCCUUAUAGAGAGAUGUUGAGUCCGGCUCUUAGAUUAUCGUAUGAUUUCACAGGCUUCUUCCUCCCUUCCAGGUAUCUUGCCAUCUAAGUUUUCUCGAGAAGAAAUUCCCAAUAUAUAUACAUAUAUAUAUACAGUAUAUAUGUAUAAAAUUACACAGACUGACAGAAUAUAUAUUGUAUAUUUUUAUUUGUCAGUUGUUGCGCCACCGGAGCGAUUUGGCAUAGCUUGAACGCAGCUUGUUGGGACAAUGAAAGGACUCUGCACUAAUCGUAAGGUGUUCGUACGAUUAGUGCAGACCUUCCUUGGGGCAUCAAGAGAUUGUAAUUCUACAGCACCGAGCUCCAUCUAUAGAUCUUGGCACAAAAACGUAUGGUAUCGUGUAAUCUAUUCGCAGAGGCUGAGAGAAUCGACAUUAUGUACGAUGUAUUUACGAUCUCCACGCAGCCUUUGUAGGCUAUGCCCGCAUGCAAGACAUCUUUUGAUGCUCAUAAUACGAUGUAGACCAUCGUCAUGUACAAUACCACUCGUCGAUAUGCAUUUCAGGAAAAUAGAUAGACUUAUAUUUAGAAUAAUUCAGAGAAAAAAAUCAUUGCAUCGUAUGUCAGGGCUAUUAUAAUAAAAAAAACGUUGUGGUGCUACAAACACAGUAAAUGCCUUCAGCGCGUAUUAAGUCGUCUUUUUUUCAAAUCUCCCCUUAUAAAAAAAAAUAGAGAGCUUACACUAGAACUGCAUUGUCCCUUACGGAAUAUCCCUAAUUCUGACGCCGCCGCGGCGAAGAUGUAGGAAAAAUAAUUUAUUUCUCAGGCUGAAGAAAAUGAUUGCAUAAUUUUGUAUAGAUCGGUUUGGUUUUGAAAGAAGACGACAACAUUAUACAUGUAAAUUUAUAUGAAAAUAAAACGAGUUACAGAAGAAUAUUACGGCCAUCGAUUAUUGCCAUCUAUAUACGCAAACAAGAAAAAAAUAUAUAUAUAUACCCCUAUACUCGUCAUAUUUUAAUACUAAAUUAAUGUUAUACACCUCUUUUUGAAAUUUAAUACUAAUAUCUAACAGCAUACUCACCAGUGCAAUAAUAUAAGUGAGUUUUAAGAACAUUAUAUUGUCGGCGCGCGGUUGUUAUAUUUUAUUCAAAAAUACGUUUUAUAUGAUAAGAAUUUCAAUUAUUUUAAUCAUGGUAACUUUGAUCUAUCUCAGGCUAUGAAUAUUAUGUCGUGUAACGAAUAGUAAAAAAGAGGCAAUUAGGCAGAUAGAUAUGAAUGAGUAUAUAUUUUUUCUUUACUUCAAGUUAAUUAGUCUGAAGCGUAAAAUUAUGUUGGAAGACGAAUAACAUUUGUGACAAAUAAGUACAGCUUUAUGUCCAGAAAGUAAGCCUCUAAAUUUUGUGAAAUAUCCUAAUUCUUUGUUUUUUUAUUUUUCAUAAUAUAGAUUAUGAUGGAUGAGAGAGAAAAAAUUCAAUGUACAACUUUUCGUGUUGUAAAUGUUAUCACAUUGUUAUUUCUUCGAAGUUACGUGUUUCUUAUAUGCUUUUUGUAACUGCAGAGUAAGUUUACAUGAUAUGCUAUUGUUAAUCUACAUUUAAUGUUUAAGACUGUUAUUUUCGAUUAAAACAUGAAUCUGUUAUACGUUAA
Molecule: messenger RNA, 3406 nt
Organism: Lytechinus variegatus (green sea urchin)
Lineage: Eukaryota; Metazoa; Echinodermata; Echinoidea; Temnopleuroida; Toxopneustidae
Product: glutathione synthetase-like
Exons: 11
Coding region: 178-1674 (498 amino acids)
Biological process (GO): glutathione biosynthetic process
Cellular component (GO): cytosol
Molecular function (GO): glutathione binding; ATP binding; glutathione synthase activity
Source: RefSeq, a predicted model, not a curated record